Messenger RNA from Oxyura jamaicensis (ruddy duck), 4603 nucleotides. It is a transcript of the gene NR1D2, whose product is annotated as nuclear receptor subfamily 1 group D member 2. NCBI's taxonomy places the organism in Eukaryota, Metazoa, Chordata, Aves, Anseriformes, Anatidae. The record is from RefSeq and is a predicted model, not a curated record. Gene Ontology annotation, molecular function: zinc ion binding; nuclear receptor activity; RNA polymerase II cis-regulatory region sequence-specific DNA binding. Gene Ontology annotation, biological process: hormone-mediated signaling pathway; positive regulation of transcription by RNA polymerase II; cell differentiation.
GUUAUGUCACUACAUGCCGCCUUUUUUUCUUGCCUUAGGGGGUGUGAUAGCUUACAUCAGCUCUUCAAGCUCGGCAUCUAGCCCAGCCUCAUGUCACAGCGAGAGCUCAGACAGCGGUUUCCAGUCAUCCUCUUCGCCUGUACCAUCUUCUCCGAACAGCUCCUCCUCGGAAAGCAGCUGAAUGGCCGGAGCAGCGAGGGCUCUGACGGGGCACCAAAGAGCGACCGGCUGGAGGAGACUGUUAAACCAAGCCAGUCGGGCGUUGCUGGUUUGACAAAAGGCCAUAAUGGAGUCACAAAAUUCAAUGGAAUGGUUCUUCUCUGCAAAGUCUGUGGCGAUGUCGCUUCAGGAUUUCAUUAUGGUGUUCACGCCUGUGAGGGCUGCAAGGGUUUUUUCAGAAGAAGCAUUCAGCAAAACAUCCAGUAUAAGAAGUGCUUGAAGAAUAACAACUGCUCUAUAAUGAGAAUGAAUAGGAACCGAUGCCAGCAGUGUCGUUUCAAAAAAUGUCUGUCUGUUGGAAUGUCAAGAGAUGCUGUUCGAUUUGGCCGCAUUCCUAAACGCGAAAAGCAGAGGAUGCUGAUUGAGAUGCAGAGUGCCAUGAAAACCAUGAUGAACAGUCAGUUCAGCGGCCACUUGCCCAAUGAAGCAUUAGCAGAACAUCAAGAUCAAGCACCUCAAGAAGAGCUUUCCUCUAAACCCAAACAGGAGCGGGAAACCCUCAAAAGCCCCUCUUCCCCUCCUAGCUCUGACAUGGCUAAGGAAGAAGUGAUUGGUAUGGUCACUAGGGCCCACAAAGAUACUUUCAUGUACAAUCAGGAGCAGUCCCAAAACCCAGCAGAAGUGAUGCAGUCCCAGGGUGGGGAGAGAGUGUCAAAGAACGUCGAACAAUAUAUGAUGAGCAGUGAGCACUGUGUUAGUGGGCUCAGCGGCCCGCAGUACCCCGAAAGUGAGCAGCACCUUGGCGGACAGUACAAAGGGAGAAGCACAAUGCAUUACCCAAGCGGGCACGCCAUAUGUUUCACAAAUGGCCACUGUAUGAACUUCACCAACGGUUACACUCAGCGACUGUGUGAUAGGAUCCCAGAAGAUGUCUUUUCUCCAAACAGGAAUACCACUUACUCUUGCAGCACUGGCGGAAGAAUGCAUCUGGUCUGCCCGAUGAGUAAGACUCCGCACGUGGACCCAAACAAGUCUGGCCAUGAAGUCUGGGAAGAGUUUUCCCUGAGUUUUACCCCUGCAGUGAAGGAAGUGGUGGAGUUCGCCAAGCGCAUCCCGGGUUUCCGAGAUCUCUCCCAACAUGACCAGGUUAAUCUUCUGAAGGCUGGGACCUUUGAGGUUUUGAUGGUACGGUUUGCAUCUUUGUUUGAUGCAAAGGAGCGUACCGUCACCUUCCUCAGUGGAAAGAAGUACAGUGUGGACGACUUGCAUUCGAUGGGAGCUGGUGAUCUGCUCAACUCAAUGUUUGAAUUCAGUGAGAAACUGAAUGCCCUGCAACUUAGCGAUGAGGAGAUGAGUUUAUUUACAGCGGUUGUCCUGGUAUCUGCUGAUCGCUCUGGAAUAGAAAAUGUCAAUUCUGUGGAGGCACUUCAGGAAACACUAAUCCGUGCAUUAAGGACCUUAAUCAUGAAAAAUCACCCCAAUGAAGCCUCUAUUUUCACAAAACUUCUUCUGAAGUUACCCGACUUGCGUUCCUUAAACAACAUGCACUCUGAAGAACUCUUGGCCUUUAAAGUUCACCCAUAGGCCUUUAGGUUUCGUUUGUACCCGGACUUGCCUCGUGUUAAACUGUUUUGUGCUAAAAUAUGUAUUUAUACAGUUGUACUACUUGUCGGAGAGGGAGUUCACAGACUGUGAGCAAUUGAUAGCUGUUCCAUAACCAUGCAAUAAUGCUUCAGCAGGUGCUUUCAGCUAACAACAGCGCGGCAUUCGGAGUCCUCCAGGAUGGCCAGACCCAGCUGUGCUGCACUUUUGCAGAAGAGGUUUGCAACGAGCCUGAGUAAAUAUGGACUGUUCUUUCACUUGGAAGAAGAACCGCCACUGCCCUCUCAUGUAAACUGAACGCAGAAUAGCUGUGUGUGAGCAUAUGGAAGGUGGGAAUGGGGGGGGAACAAUCCUGUGUUAAUAGGAAAAUGGAAGAGCUGAUAUAAUUGGUCUUUCCCUUAUCUAAUAUAUGUAUGUCUGUGUCUCUUGAUAACUCACUCAUGGUUUCACUGUUGUUGUUCCAUUAAACCUGAUGGAAUGAUUUCAGCCUGCACCAACUCUUCACAGAGCGUGUGUUCAUGCCAUGUGUAUAUACUAUAAAUAGCUAAGUAAUGGGUGUUUAUGACUAUAUAAAGUACAGAGUUGUGUGUAUAUAUGUGUAUGUAUAUAAAUAGUUCUAUACAUAAAGUAUACAUAUAAUUUCUUCACAAUAUUUUAAACUGUGAAGGAAUUUAAACUUACGAAAGAAGGCGAUCUAUGGAAAGAACCAAAUAGAUGCACUUUGCAUAUUGCUGAACUAAUAAUCUGAGCAUUUCUAAUUUUUAGAAAAAAAAAUCAAAUUUGCAUUAAUACGCUGUGUUUGUUAAUUUUAAAAAAAAAAAAAGAGUGGCACCAAAGGGACAGAGUCAGAUUCAACUUCUGGAAAGGCUUUGUAGAGAAUCUCAAGUGGAGGUGGUUGUUGGUGGCACUAAUGAGGUUGAUUGUCCAUGGCCACUGAGGUUCGUACACUCUGAUUAUGGUUAAAGAAGCACCAGAUGCUCUUCAAAAACUUCAGCACAGCCAGAAAGAAACGAUCAGAUGAAUAACAGCAUUUGAGGAAAAAAUAUGUUAAAAACCUACCCAUGGUUGCAUUUGGGUGUAUGUGUGUUCUGUGACCAUUUAUUUCUUACCAUGUGUCAUUUUGCUGCUUCAUUGCUAAAUGAGAAUUUAAUAUAGAAAUGGGAGAUUGCCCAUGUCUCUUCACAGUUUGAGCUUUGUGGUUCCCAUGCCUGUUCUUCUGGAGCUCUCCAUCGGGGUAUGUGUGUGUGUGUGUGUGUGUGCAGAGAAGGUGCACUGGAUGGUCUGGAUUUUUUUCUUAAAAAACAAACAAAAAAAAACACAAACAAAUGGGACUUGUUUUGUUUAUGCCAGUAGCAAAUUACAAAGCAGAUCCUUAAGGUUUAAGAUUCUGCUGCUUUCCCACCUAGAAGGCAGUUGUCUGUGGGUUUUCUCCAUUUGUAGCAAGACCCAACGCCACAAAAGAGAUUAAAGUCAAAGCAGUUGUGUUAGCUGAUGACAUUUGUUUUGCUAACGUGAGAAGGUGAUGUUCUGUUACCCUUGUGUUUAGUUAGCUUACCCGGGAGGUUAAGCCCUCUGGGUCUUUCACGUUUGGUAACACUACUUCACGGAGAGGCAUCUCCCAUUCGUUCGUUCCUGCGUUUAGACGUGUGCAGCAGCUGCGGCCACAGCCAGGCAGCCUUCUGGCCGCAGGGCUCCCGCUGGCCAUGCGGGAGCAGCCCUCAAGCAGCAGCGAGUCGAGGGAGCCCUCAGCCCUGCAGCGCAGCUGGAGCAGACACAGCCCUUCCCCUGCCUGCCAGCGCCAGGAGCCAGGGUCUUGGGUCACCGUGGCUCUGCAGGAUUUCCCUCGGAAGCUGGUAAGCCAUCCUGCCUGAGGGUGGGGAGCAGGCAGGGGCAGGUGCCCCACCAGAAGGGAGCUGGGGACAGCUCAGCUUCAGCCUUGGCUGAAGCAGAGGAGCGCACCCUUUACCCUCCUCAGCACCACAGGGAGGGUUGUCCUGCUCGAAGCUGCUUUAACCACUGGAUCCUAGCCCCUGAACACCCAUAGCUUUGCUAUCCAAAUAUGCCGUCAGGGUAUAUUGUCCUAUUUUCUGUUAAGUCUGCAUCCUACCAGUAUUAUUUGUACGAGAGCUUCACUGAAUUACGCAUUGAACCGUUCAGACUUUAGAAAGGACACAGUCACAUGUUCCGCAUUAUCUAGGAGCUGAAAUGACUUCUUUGUAGACCCCAUUUCAAAUGCAGAAAGUAAAAACACUCGAUUGUUUUCGGAGGGAAGGAGGCUUCUUACAGAGGUUGCCACCCUACAACUGUGUUCUGUUUUGUUUUCUUUUCUUUUAAAACUGUAUUAUUAAGCCUUUAGGAAUGUAUAACCAGGACUGAGUAAUUACCGCUUAUUAAAUUUUUAGUUAGAUUGACCAUGUAUGCCUAUAGAUAGAUAUUCUAACUUGUGCAAUUUCAUUUGAAAUGAAUCUUCCUGUACAUAAUGGAAAAACUCGUGUAACAGAGAAAAGCCCCAAACAGAUUGACUGAACCAAAAAAGUGGAUUAAAGUACUGUUUCAAAGUGACCUGCGGAUUACAAACCCUCGCUGGACUCGUGGAAGAAAAUCUAAACUCAUCGUAUUAGCCAUGUAUUGUGAGCUCUUCUUUUACUGUGUCACUGGUUAUACACUUGUUAAAUGCUGAGAUAAUAGACUUCAUGCCAGGCAUUUGAGUACUGUAGAUUGGGUCAUUGCUGAAAGAUUAAUGUACUGUAUGACUUAAAUGAGAUUUUUAUUCUUGAUUUUAUUCUUGAUUUUUGUUCUUGUUUUAAAAGAUUAAAUAUGGGCAUUAUGUCAGCAAGCUAAA